Molecule: messenger RNA, 776 nt
Organism: Malus domestica (apple)
Lineage: Eukaryota; Viridiplantae; Streptophyta; Magnoliopsida; Rosales; Rosaceae
Source: RefSeq, a predicted model, not a curated record
AGCCAACAUCUCACAAUUUUUUUUUCCCUCCUCAGAAGUUAGUUAAAAACCGAAACCAAAACCGAAACUGAAAGAGGAUGGUGGUGUUUUGUUUUCUGGUGGAUCAGAAGAGGCAAGUGCAGGGGAGCAAGCCGGCGGCGGGAAUAUGCUCGCGGUGCGGCGGAGGAGCGAGCGUGGCGGACAUGAAGACCGCUACAAGAUUCUGCUACGUCCCGUUUUAUUGGAAAUCUUGGAAAGCAAUCAUAUGUACUUUCUGUGGAGCUAUUCUUCGAUCUUACCGAUAGAUUGUUGGCUAUUUUUCAUGUUUCUUCUAGCAAAAAGGGUUGGUUUUCGGUGGAUGCUUUAGAUAAAAUGACGCCUUAUGAAGAAAAUUGAUGAUGCAAGUUGUGGAUGGAAUCAAAUGGAUAUGAAGAAAAUUGAUUCUACAUUUUCACUACAGUUGAUUUUAAAUGCAAAUUGGAUCACUGUCCUAUGAGAAGUUUAGUAUUAAAUUGUCGUGCUCUUAUGCACUAAAGUUAGCCUUGUGAAAUUUGACAUAUUUAUCAUGAAAGGAAUUUUCUCACGAAAGGAAUUUUCUCACUAAGAUUUGGCUCAUUUGGGUUAUCAUACAAUUUGAGUUCAAUCUUUUGCAGCAAGCUCCUCUUUGUUGCUGGUUGUUAGUUGCAGAUAUAGCUAAGGUCUCGUGAUUUUGUGAUGUUCUUAUGUAUGUAAUCUUUCAUUUUCUUUCGGAUUUAUGCUUUGUUGCCAAUAAAAAGAAAGAAAAUUGCUUCGGUGGA